Molecule: messenger RNA, 9162 nt
Organism: Mya arenaria
Lineage: Eukaryota; Metazoa; Mollusca; Bivalvia; Myida; Myidae
Product: nuclear hormone receptor HR96-like
Exons: 5
Coding region: 102-1481 (459 amino acids)
Biological process (GO): negative regulation of transcription by RNA polymerase II; positive regulation of transcription by RNA polymerase II; cell differentiation
Molecular function (GO): nuclear receptor activity; zinc ion binding; RNA polymerase II cis-regulatory region sequence-specific DNA binding
Source: RefSeq, a predicted model, not a curated record
CAGGGAAGUCGUACAUGUCGACCGAUAUUUUGUUUCUUAAGAGCAAUGAGAUCGAAAAACUUUACUCUACAUUGUACUUUAUAGGGACGUAUUGACCAGCAAUGUCAUCAUUGCUCAGUUCUCUGAGCGGAAAGGACGACACUAGCCAGUCGAGCAUUGAUCUGGAAUCAUCUCAUCAGCUGAUGUCGACUGGUGGCUCACGAGAGAUGUCAGAUGUGUCAGAGUUCAGUGGAGAUGGGCCGAACAGUAGCAGGAAUGAGAAGUUUCCCCAGCGUAAACGUCGUCUAAAAAGCGAGAGGAUUUGUCAGGUGUGCGGUGACAAGGCUCUCGGCUACAACUUUAACGCGAUGACCUGCGAGUCAUGUAAAGCUUUUUUUAGAAGAAACGCUUUGAAACAAAAUACGCCUCCAUGUUUGUUUCAAAACAACUGUCAAAUCGACCUCAGAACACGCCGGUUCUGUCCCCAUUGUCGCCUGAUGAAGUGCUUCGAAAUCGGCAUGAAGCGGGAAAUGAUAUUAGAUGAUGGUGAACGCCAAGCUCGUAUGCAGAAGGUACUUGAGAAUCGUAAACGCAAGGGGAAGAGCAAUGAUAGCUGUCCUGUCACCAUUAAAGAGGAGCCGAGUGAAUCCAACAUGCUUCCCGACCAGUCCGACAGCAGUUGUAUGCCACAUAGUAUCGUGGAACUCACCCAUGCAGAUGUUUUCCCGAUGUUUUUUCAAGACAACUUAGCUGUUGAGGAGCCUAUUGUAGAUCCUGAGUUCACAAGCAAGGACCCACAGCACUAUCGAACAGUUUCAGCGAUGGAGUACAAUUUGUUCAAGUCAGCUAGCAGCAUAUAUUUGGAAACUAUGGGAGAGUUACGCUCGGAUGACAAAAUCCAUGAAACAGAUUAUAAGAAUUGCAAUGACCUGAUAAAUAACUCUUCGGAAGCUGUGAAAAAACUUGUUUCAUUUUGCAAGCAGAUGGAAGACUUUCAGAAAGUCCCUCAAAAGGAACAGCUACUAUUGCUCAAGCAGUGUGUGUUUUCUGCGAUCAUUAUACGGUCGGCAUGGUUUUACAGUAUAGACAAAGAUGCUUGGAACACAGCUUCAGGGGAAAUAUCGGCCAAAAUCCUCAAAACUUUGGUGAGCUACAAUCAAGUGUACGAACAGCACACAAUGUUUUGUAGAAAAGUGAAAACGAUGUUUAGUGAUGAUCCUCAUUUAUUCUCAUUGGUCCAGCUGUUGUGUGUCUUCGAUCCAAUGUGCCCUAACGUUCAGAAUAAGACGGCAAUAUCAAAUCUGCAUGACAAGUAUCUGCUCUUGCUCAGGCAUUACCUUGAGUGGAAAUAUUCCUUCAAGGAGACUCCUUUGAUGUUCAGGGAAAUUGUGAACCUUUUGGUGGAAAUCAAAGACGUCGUAAAGGUCCACAACAUGAUCAUUGUCAACUCCGAUCCAUCCCAAAUUGAGCCUCUUAUGUUGGAAAUCCUUGAUCUAAAAUAAUGAUGUUGUGAUUUUUGCCUUACAUAAAAUUAUGUACAUUCCAUUAGGGCUAUUCCAUUUAAACAUAUAACCACCGGGGGGAAGGCACAUUUAAAUUAUGCCACCCCUCUACAGAAGCAAAUUUACCCUUGUGGGGCCCAAAUUAGCGAAAAAAGACACCCACCUAUAUACUAUUUAAAUAAUUGCCUUCCACCCGGGGGUUAUAUGUUUAACAGGAAUAGCCCUUAAUAGAUGUUUGAUGUUAUAUUUAUUGAGAAUCGAUGAAAUUAAAUAUAUAUCAAUGACUUUGCAAUUAAAUUAUUUAUAGACUGUUGUUUGCUAAAAUUAGAAAAAACAUUGCUAAUAUUUGUUUAGUCGCUUGUAAAGCAUAGCAGAUACAUACAUGUAGGCGUUGCUUUGUCUGGCGUCAUCAUGGGCGUUUACAUCAGUAACUUUUGACCUGUUUUGUGUACAGUCUUCAAACUUGGAAUGAACAUUGUUCAAGGUCAGUUGGUGGAUCCCUAUUGACCUUUGAGGUCAAAGACUAAGGACAUGACAAACUUUCAUGCCAUUUUUCAUCACUGCGCUGUAAUUUCCAAUCAAUAACUUGUGAAUGAUUUGGUUUACAUUCUUCAAACUUUACAUUCACAUUUGUCAUGAUCAGUAGAUGACCUUUGACCUUUAUUGAUUUUAAGGUUAAUAUGUCUACAUUGAAGGUCAUGGUGACUUUUAAGCGCACAUUUUUGAGUGCUCCUGUCAGGUGACACAGCUGUUUUAGGGCAUUCUUGAUUAGGCCAAAAAAAAUUGGUUUUGUUAGGUUACAUCCUUUUCAAAAACAGGUAAGGUAGGUAGGCUUUUUAUUUUUUUUAUUUAAUAGGUUUCAUCCAAGAAUGUUAUUAUUGCCAUUGGAGUAUGGUGUUAAAGUAAUAUUUUUAUAAAGCUUUAAAGGUUUUAAGCUACAUAUAAAAACACACACUUAAAAAUGAAAAUAUUUUUUUUUUUUUAAUUAUUUUUUAUGUUUUUUAACAACUGACUAUAAAAAAGUAGGGUCGGCGCCUUUUUCGUAGGUAGGGUUGGUUAACCUGAGCCAAUUGCAUUAUUUUUAGGCAUUAGCGUUUUGGUUGGUUGUGCUAGAUAUUUAAGAAAAGGGAAUUAAAUAUUACUUAUUGAUAUAGGCUAAAAUCAUAACCGUGCAUUUGUAAUUAGGAUCUCAUACAGUUUGAAAUAAUCAUGGGCUAGGGAUAUGUUUUUGAUGGUUGAAAAUUAUCAAUACUGUAGGAGAUAAUUUGUCAUUCUUAGGUGUCCAAGAUGGAUUUAGUGUUACACCUGAUCCACAUAUUACAAUUUUUGACAAAUGGCUUGGCUAUUGGUUCAAGCGAUUGAUUGACCAAAAUCAGUUAAAUAUGACUUAACUUAUGAUUGUAAAUGCAUGUUUAGUUUUAUACCCUGUUUUCUGUUCCAAUAUUUUACUUAUUAUUUCAUGCUGUUAUCGUUAUCAAAUAACAUGUAUUAAAUGUGAAGUUGCUUCAUGAAUUGUAUAUCAUUCAAUGCCCCUUAGCUGGUUGUUACUAAAAAUAUUGUAAAUCAGUAUAAAUAUUGAACUAAAUAUACAUGUCAUGAAUGGAAUUUCCUCCACUUUAGGUAUCAGAUGUAUGGGAAACCUUUCCGAUUAAUUUUGAUUUAGUUAUUGGCUGAGACAUUCAAUUUUGAUGAAUGGUGACCCCAUAUAAUAUUGUUAUUUUUGAAAUGUAAUUGCUUGCAAAUUACUUACAUGCACAAAAAAUGACUGGAAACUCAUUAUAGAUAACAUAAUGCCAUUUAUUUCCAUGUUUUUUUUAUUUCAAUUGAAAUUAGAUGUGAAAUGACCUAAUUUGCAAUCUUUCAAGGCCUCAAAAUCUUGUUUGUAAUAUUUUCGAAAUAGUUUUGAUGUAUUCUUUCUUCACACGUAAAACUCUUUCAAAACAUUCUAAAAUAAUAUGGGGUCACUGGGAAUCAAAAAAUGACAUAGUUGUACAAGAGAUAUCUUCAGAAAUAUUUUCUUACACUUGUGAUGUUGCGAUAUAUAUUUUCAUGAUUUUUUUGUUUCAUUUUAACUUGUCUUUUGGGGUUUUUUUUAAAGCAAAAAGUCUAGGUAUUGUCUUAACCUUGAUGUUGCUGUUGUGGUUAGCGUUGUCAUGCAAAAACUGCACCCUUGACAAGAACUCAAAAAAACAGAAAAUUAAAUGAAACUUGGUACACAUGUUGCCAAAGACAAAAUGUAUUAUGCUCAUUACUCUUGGUUUAAUUAUUGAAAACUACAACAACAUGAUUUUUGUAAUUCAUCUAGAUUUAAAAAAAAAAUCGCAAAAUUAGGAUUGAUAAAAAUAUGUCCCUUCUGCAAGCUCAAAAUGUACAGUGUUUAAGCGUAUAUAUCUAAUAUGAUUUAAAUUGGUUGUAACUGAAUUAAAGUAUUUAUUAUAUGCUUUCCGGUGAAUAAUUGAAAUUUAUCAGUGAAAUAUAAAUGAUAUUUCACUGUUUCAAACAGUGAAAUAGCAGUUUGAUAUUUUUCACUGUUUUGAAAUUGUAGCCUAUUCUCACUUUAUGCUUUCCGGUGAAUUAUAGAAACUUAUCAGUGAAAUGUAAAUGAUAUUUCGCUGUUUCAAACAAUAAAAUAGCAAUUUUAUAUAUUUCACUGUUUAAUUUUAUUACAAAUUCAACAACAUCAUUUCCAAAUGAUGUGAUGUUCACAUGCAAUCUGGCACACUUCUUAAAAAUUGCAAUUCACUGUCCUUUUAAAUCCUUUUUAGACAUGUAAAAACAAGGCAAAUUUUUUUGUUUAAGUGUAAGACUGCAAUAUAUUUCACCUCAUGAACACCAAAAGUAAACAUUCAUCUCGAUGCACAGCCAUAUUUAUUAAAUAAUUACUUUUUGUGCGCACUCAGUGAAAUAUAAUGCAGUCUUACACUGAAACAAACAAUUCUCCUCUGUUAAAUGAUGUUUGGGGAAUAGUGACAGUGCAUGUAUAUCUAACAGCUUACUGUAUUUAUGUGUACAAUUACCUUACUGUAACUUAAUUGUAAAACUGUAGUGACUUAUGAAAAGAAUCAUUUGUAUCACUAAUGCCUAAUAUUGUUUUUCUUUGCUGAUCAAUUAAUCUAUUGUUUUUUUUAAAUCCAUUCCUUCUCCAGGGUGAAAACAGUUUCAAAGAUUUUUUCUCUUGUUUAUUUUUUGUGACAUUUAACCAACUUUUUAUGCCCCCGAAGGUGGGCAUAUUAAAAUCGCACCGUCCGUCCGUCCUUCCGUCCGUCCGUGUGUCUAUAAGGACAUAGAGUAUAGGUUGUCAUGUCCAGGCUGUAACUUUCCCUUGUAUGGACAGAUUUCAAAAUAACUUGCCACAUGUGUUCGGCAUACCAAGACGACGUGUUGCGUGCAAGAACCAUGUCCCUACCUCUAAGGUCAAGGUCACACUUAGGUGUUUAUUCACAAUGGAAUGCUGCAUAUAAGGACAUAGAGUAUAGGUUGUCGUGUCCGGGCUGUAACUUCCCUUAUAUGAUCAGAUUUUAAAAUAACUUGCCACAUGUGUUCUACAUACCAAGACGACGUGUCACGUGCAAGACCCGUUUCCCUACCUCUAAGGUCAAGGUCACACUUAGGUGUUUAUUCACAAUGGAGUGCUGCAUAUAAGGAUACAGAGUAUAGGUUGUUAUGUGCGGGCUGUAACUUUCCCUUGUAUGAUCAGAUUUGAAAAUAACUUGCCACAUGUGUUCUACAUACCAAGACGACGUGUCACGUGCAAGACCCAUGUCCCUACCUCUUAGGUGAAAGAUACACUUAGUGUUUAUUCACAAUGGAAUGCUGAAUAUAAGAACAUAAGAAUGUAGGUUGUCAAGUAUGGGUGGUAUUUUUUAUGUUCAGAGGCAAUUUAAAAUAACUUGCCAUAUGUAUUUGUUUGAUCUUUAACUGUUCAUGUACUGACCUUGUUCAUAGGUCAAUGUCACAUUCGGGGCAUUCGUCACAUACUGUGACAGCUCUUGUGUUAGUUAUAUUUUGCAACUUAUUAUCAAUUAUUAUAUCAUUGUCAAAUUAUAUAAAAAAUGGUCAUAUUUCAUAAACCAACUGUUUAUACAGUAUUUAUUCAAUUAUAACACUUCUGUAGCAUUUUUAUAUUCCUGUGCCAUUACUUUUUAAUUAAUUAACAAUUCUAGCAUUGACGGUUAAUCUUAUAGAUUAUAUAGAUAUACUGUACCUGUGAAUAUACUGCAUAUAAACAUAUACAAGGAAUUAAUAAUUUUGUAGAAAAGUAGUUUUUUGAAUUUUUAUUUUUACCUUCUUGUGUCUUGAGCCUUGGUGAGAUGAAAAAAUAUUUAAGGUAUGAAUACAAAAAGUAUAAAUGUUGAAUUAUGUACUGUUCAUGGAUAUCAAGGGUUGAAAGCAAAAAUGCUCUAAGUGGCAUUAGAAAAAAGAAGUAGAUGGAACAUUUCACCAUCACUCCGCAAUAUGCGUCCUCGUGACUUUAUUCAGGAACUCUUGAAUUACUCUCACACACUCUAGAGGUCUCAUUUAUGACUGUAUCUUCAUGAAAGUUGGUCAGAAUGUUUAUAUUAAUAAUCUUUAAGUCAAGUUUAAAUCUGGGUUAUGUGCGGUCAAAAACUAGGUCACCAUGCAGGUCAAAUCAUAGGAAAAGCUUGUCAGCACUCUAGAGGUCACAUUUAUGACUGUAUGUUCAUGAAAUUUAGUCAGAAUGUAUAUAUUGAUUAGCUCUAGGCCAAGUUCGAAUCUUUGUCAUGUGCGGUCAAAAACUAAGUCACCAGGUCAAAUUUAAGGAAAAGCUUGUUAACAAUCUAGAUGUCACAUUUAUAAAUGUUUCUUCUUGAAAGUUGGUCAGAAUGUUAAUAUUAAUAAUCUCUAGGCCAAGUUCGAAUCUGGAUCAUCUGCGGUCAAAAACUAGGUCACCAGGUCAAAUAAUAGGAAAAGCAUGUUAACACUCUAGAGGCCACAUUUAUGACCAUAUGUUCAUGGAACUUGAUCAGAAUGUUAUUCUUGAUGAUCUUUAUUGGAUCAGCUGAGCGAUACAGGGCCUUCAGGGCCCUCUUGUUUCUGUACAAGGUCACAUGGAUACCCAUGUCUUUGUACCCAUGAAUACAUUCAGACCUUGUAUGAGGCUUGUACAUGUUCACAAAGUCUAAAUACUAUUUCAAGUUAUUUUUCUCCUUAUUAAGGCCUCAGUCUUGUUAACCUGCGCAUGUGGAAACAUUUAUGUAGUCUGUUGAAACAAAUGUUACCAUGACAACUACCGGUAAAUGUAGUUGUUGUUAUUGUUGUUUUUGUUAUUGAUGCUCAGUUGUUGUACUAUUUUGUCAGAAGAUUGAUGAUUUUAUUUAUUGUGACUUAAUUGUUCACUUAUUUACCGUGUUUACUAAGUGUGAAAACUGCAAUGAAUAUAUAUAUAAAGUAUACUAACAUUAAAAAAUUUGUGUAUUGGUGUGUGUUUUGAAAAAAAACAUCCAGUUACACUCCUGGAUAAAUGAUGUAUGAGAUAAAUGUUUUAUGAUUUUUUCAUAGAAUUAUAAUGAUUAAGAACGCUAUCCAUUAUAUUGAAUAUUAGUAUUUAUUUCAUACCUGUUAAUUUUCCUUCUUAAAUAUUGUAUGAUUAAGGGCCUGCCACAAUGCAAAAGUGGGUGGGGAAGGUCAAAAAAUAAAACAUUUAAAAAGUUCAUGUUUUAUUUAGUUUUGAGGAACAAUCUUUUUUGGGAGUGAAACAUAUAUUCUUGGUGACAUGUUUAGGGGUAGUAAGGAGUUAAACAAAUUUUACAAAAGAAGAUUUUAUCGGAUUUUGGAUCAAAAAGCAUUUACAUUAUUAUUUCGGAAAAGUCUGUCAACAUUUUUUUUUUUGUCUUUAUAUUUAUGUCAAAAUGCCCCAGACUACCUAUGGGGCAGUUCAGAUUAAUUUGACUCAUAAACAUAUUCUUUUUGUAUAAUGACAUAUCCGGGAAAUCAUAAAUGCUUUUUGAUUGAAAAUCUGAAAACAUAUUCUUUCGUAAAAAUUGCUCAACUCCUAAUUACAGCUUUUCAUGUUGCAACUGAUACUGUAUAUGAAUCAUGCUUGUUAAACAUUGAAUCUGGAAACUAAAUAGAAAUUGAUUUUUUUUUUUAAAUUUUGGACCAAUCUUUUUUUGGAUCGCUGCCGGCCCUUAAACAUUAAAGUCCCAGUAUGCUUUAGUAAUGUAAACUGACUUUUUUUUGUAUGUACACAUGUAUAUCCAAAUAUGACUUCUCUUAACCUUUUUGACAUUUUGUUAAUCCCCUGUUUGCAUUUAUCCAAUGAUCGCAAUAAUAACAAUAUGCCACAAAGCCGAAACUAUAAUCUAAAUUUAGUGUGCACUAUGUCAUUACGAAAUUUGCAUAUUGCGUGACUUUUUUAAGAUAAAAAUUCUAUGUUGCUUUUUAUGCUAUUGAUUUCAAUUUUUUAACUAAGAAAUUAUUGGUUAAAAUAUUAUAAUAUUAUAACUUCUCAUUAAGUAUUUCAGUUGAAAGCUAAAUGAUAUUCAACUGAAGAAAACGGUGUAAUAAAGUAAUUUGACACAUUAAAUCAGCGACUUUUCACUAAACAACAUUGAUAAAUUUUUCAUUCAAAAAUGCUUGCAUCAAAUUUAUUUUAGAAACUGAAGCUUAAUUUUCUUCAUGUGAUAUUCAUUUGAAAAUGUUCAGGUACUUUUCAGUCUAAAACCUCCGGCAACUGCUCAGGUACUGAUUGCAAAUAGCUAUGCUCCGCCCACUUAUCUAAUCUACCUCAUUACAGAGUCAUUAGCAUAUAGUGAGUCAGUGGUUGAAUUAGGAAUUUUGUUGGUAUUUCCCACACAUUUCUUUGUAAUAAAGCAUAAUGUGGACCUCGGGAUUUUAUCAGACAUUAUUCGUGGCUCUGUCAUAACUAUAUUGACACUUAUUUUUUUUCUCUGAAAAUAUAAUCCUAAUUGGCACUGGGCUUUAAAUAUUGAAGCUGGAAAAAAAAUCUGUAUUACACAAUGUGUUUUCUGAUUCGAUGUCACACAGUUGUCUAGUGCAUGGGCCAAUCAUAUGCAAUACUACGCGAAUGAAAUUGGACACUUGUUAUGAAUGUAAAUGCAUUUGUAAAAAGAGUUAUUGUUAUCCUUUGUUCAUAAUUACAUACCGGUAAAAAAAAAUACUAUGCGAGUUGCUUGAUCUGUGGGAUUGUAAGCUUAAACUUAUUCAUUUUACAACAAUUGUGAAACAAGUUAUUACGGCAUUAUAUUACUUGCAUUGGCAAGAUGUUACGUGAGAGUGUGGUCUUAUGUUGAUGAGGAAACCAGAGUGCUCAGAGGAAACCCAUCUGUCUGGCUUGGUGACCACAAACCAAACUCACAUGCUACCAGGCCUGGACUCCACCCAGGACGCCUUGGUGAGAAGCAAGUGCGCUAAUUGGACAACCAAAAUCCAAACCUACCUUUUUGGAUUGUAUCACUUCUGCUUGUUUGGGUCCAGGUACAUCGCACUCAACCUUUGUCAACCUACACAGAUCAACCAACUCGCUUAAUAUUCCCUAUAUAUAUUGUUGUGAUGAAUAUAUGUAGUAAUUUGCUCAGAAUUGUUAAAUGAUAGAUAUUAUAUAUUUUAAUAUUAUAUUUAUGUUGAUUAUUGUUUUAAACAUGAAAGAUAUUGUACUUUUCUCUCCUCGUUUAUCUGAAUUUGAUUAAAUUCUUGAGUA